CUGUCUCCGGGUUAUUUUUAGCUCCAGCACCUGUCACUGGGAUUGUCUGCGUUGUCUGGUCGGGAAGGAUUUGGUGAUUCGGGGAUUCUGCUCCCCCAUGUUGGGUUCAGCCGCAGGAGAGAUGGAUUCUGCAGAGAGCUCCCGAUUUAACUUCCAUGCACUAGAUGUCCCCCCCGGAGUCUCUGGGGGGCCCCAGGUGGAGGAUGAAGAUGGAGAAUUCUUCGAUUUUGACAGCGACGGCGACAGAGAUGAUUCCGGGGCCAAUAAAGGGUUAAAGGUCGGACUGUCCUCUUCCAGCAGCAUCCAGGAGAAGAUUCAGGAGCCCCCAUCCCCCGCCACAGAGCCGAUCGCCCCGGCCCGACCGUCCAGGUCUCCGUCCGUUGUCAGCAAUGGGGAUCCCGGAGGUCGGAGGAAGGUGGAGGGCCGCAGGCACAGCGUCAAGAAGAGUCUGAGCAAGAAACGUUUAUCGAGUUCUCGCAGCUCUGGAGACGGCGUGAUUUACGACGACGUUCCCCGUGAUCAUCAAAGCCAGGAUGGUAAGAGAG
Messenger RNA from Nanorana parkeri, 545 nucleotides. RefSeq names its product rho guanine nucleotide exchange factor 10-like protein. The record is from RefSeq and is a predicted model, not a curated record. The annotation marks the transcript as partial. The transcript is spliced from 6 exons. NCBI's taxonomy places the organism in Eukaryota, Metazoa, Chordata, Amphibia, Anura, Dicroglossidae.